UAUGGAGCCUUCCAGCAUUAGGCGUGUAAUAUACCCCCUUCCUGGUCAUUUUUACCUGAAAGUAUUGUAAAUAUUUGGUAAAAGUCAUGUACCUGUAUUCCUUAACUUGCCUCAGACGUUUGUGAAAGCUAGCGCACAAUCAGCUUCGGAUAAGUCCAGCGUUAAGAAGGUACGACUCGUAGCUAUCAGUUCUACAUGCUGAAGCGAGGUGAAAUGCUGUUAAAGACUAUUUGACUUACAAAAGCAUGCCGAUGUAAUCUAUGCCUCCAACCACCAAGAACCAUGAACUGUCUGAAAAUCGCAAUAGCCUCGACCUUUUGCUUGCAAGGAUCCCCCCUGUCUGGAAUCAAGGAUCCAUGUCUCAAUUACAACAAGGUGAACAAAACCUGUGACUGUUGUCGCAGUGGGUGGACGGGGCAGGACUGUAAGAUAAAAUGUCUCAACUGCGGAAGUAGGUUUGUGAGAAACAAAUGUGAGACAUUUUGCCAGAUUGCAUCAUAUUAUGGUACCUUUUGUAACAUACCAUGCCCUUCAGCGUGCCUUCGUAAUGGACAAUGUAAUGAAAGCUGCGCUACUCACCAGGAAUCCACAAAAGAUACUAAUCAAGGCCGUGCUGAUUCAGAGGCAACAGGGACUGGUGCAUCCUCACAGAGUUUCGGGCCAGUAUCCUUUAGUCCUCGGAUUGAAGGCGCCGUCAUCAGUAUAGCCCUCUCUCAGUUUACUAUAGCAAUAUGUUGUGUUGGGUAUGUUGUUUACAAGACAGUGGCCAUAUGCAGGAAAUGGCGGAAAGCCCUUCAAGACAAGAGGAAAAGUGAGAGAAGAACAACAGCCGAAAGCCUUUCCCUCACUAGCUUCCAUGAUGUAAACGAUGACGUCAUUGAUUCUUCAACACAUACAGAAACAGCUGAUGUCCCAACACAGGCAGAGCUCCUUAAGGUUGACAAGAGUAUGAUUGAGGAAAUGUCUCAGCCCAUCCAAGAACGUCCUGACGGUGAUGAUACCUUUCAUGUGCAUACAUUCGACGCUGUGGGAGAGUCAAACAUGAACGACUCUAAGAACAAAACAAAGAGGCUGUGGAACUGAAUUACAGCAGUGUCCAAUGAAUGUUUG
Molecule: messenger RNA, 1110 nt
Organism: Haliotis rubra (blacklip abalone)
Lineage: Eukaryota; Metazoa; Mollusca; Gastropoda; Lepetellida; Haliotidae
Exons: 10
Coding region: 283-1083 (266 amino acids)
Source: RefSeq, a predicted model, not a curated record